UAGAGGCAAGUAUAGUAUUUGUGCGACUUUGGGAAAAGCAGCAACGAAAUUCGUAAAAGGUUGAAUUGUUUAAGAUAAUUUGAAUAAAUAUUGGUUCAUUCAAAAACAUAAAUUAAAGUGCUUCAAAAUGCAGCUGCUAAAGAGGAAAGCCUUCUAUUUCACAAUACUUCUUGUGGUACUGAGCGUUUGCCUCGAGGAAACAGAAGCCAGACGUAAGAUUCUACGUGGUCGACGAACGAUUACCCGAACCUACAAACGUGGUACGGCCAUCCCGGCAUGGGCCAUCAUCUCCCUGGUUGGCAUCGGUUACAUACUGCUUGGAGGAAUCUCCUAUCUAAUAUUCAGGAAAGUGAUCCUCCAAACGCCCAUCGAGAAUGUCAACUCGUACACGCCCGCCAUGAUGCAGGACGAUUCGUGAGCGGGCGCAGCUCGCAAACGAUUUAAUUUUAAGUUGACGGACAAUAGUAUUAGUCAGAAAAUACAACUUUUUCAAACUUUUAAAUAUUUAAAAAAAACAUAAACUCUGAAUCAGACCACUAUGAACGAAAUCUGCUAUAGUCAAGUUCAAAUGAAUGCAAUAAUUUUCAUCAUCCUCUAAGUUUUGUUACCAUCCAAUAACUGUAAAUUUAAACAAUAAGCAUCUCUAAUAAACAUUUAAAAACAUUUAA
Messenger RNA from Culex quinquefasciatus (southern house mosquito), 668 nucleotides. RefSeq lists its product as uncharacterized. Bases 128 to 418 code for a protein of 96 amino acids. NCBI's taxonomy places the organism in Eukaryota, Metazoa, Arthropoda, Insecta, Diptera, Culicidae. The record is from RefSeq and is a predicted model, not a curated record. The transcript is spliced from 3 exons.